This is a messenger RNA of Aspergillus calidoustus, 360 nucleotides long. Lineage: Eukaryota; Fungi; Ascomycota; Eurotiomycetes; Eurotiales; Aspergillaceae. The record is from the annotation of a GenBank genome assembly.
AUGAAACUCAAACUACCCACCCUCGCGAUAUCCCUCUUUACAUUUCUCCUCAUAGUAAUCGGCAUCGCAUGGAUGUACGGGCGGGGCCCACACAUCAUGACGGAAACCGAAGCCGAAGAAUGCGUGGACUGCGUGCACUACGCGCGGCGGAUCGAAGGAAUGGUCCAAAGACUAGACCACGUCCGCGGGAACCCGCAGUUCUUCCGGUACGCGCUGGAUAAGUCGUGUCGCGGGCAUCUGCUGUCGACGGGGCACUGUCGGAACUAUCGGCGCGAGUUCCGCAAGGAUGUGGACCGGUUCAUGGAGGAGAUUCACUCGGAUCCGUAUGAGGCGUGUGUUUCUAUCAAGUAUUGUAUGUGA